Pipistrellus nathusii (Nathusius's pipistrelle) is the source of this 312-nucleotide messenger RNA. The record is from the annotation of a GenBank genome assembly. Lineage: Eukaryota; Metazoa; Chordata; Mammalia; Chiroptera; Vespertilionidae.
AUGGGGCCAGGAGUCCCCACUCUGGCAGGCCACGGGGGCUGCCCAGGAGCAGAACCUGCCAUGCUGCGCCCAUGUGCUGCAAAGAUAGAUCCGGACUCGAGGAAGGAGGGGCUGUAUUUGAAAGGAUCACUGCAAGACUGGGAAAGGGAAUAUUUCAGCCAGGAGAAUGCUCAGGCAAGCCGCUGCCCGGGCUGCCCGCCUCCCAGAGCUCCAAAAGAAAGGCCUUUGCUUUCGCAGGGAGGAGUGAGAGAGGUGUAUUCAGGGACCAUCCUGUGCUCGGCCUUUUGGGGCAGAAGCUGUAUGUUGGGCUGA